AUCAUUUUUGACCAUGGGGUUAUCUUUUGGUCCCCAUGAGGAAAACAGCUCAUAAACCAUACUUUUUAAAAAGGUAAAAAAUGCAGAAAGUUUUCUUUGAUGGGUAGGUUUAGGGUUAGGGGAUAGAAUAUACAGUUUGUACAGUAUAAAAAUCAUUAGGUCUAUGGAAAGGUCAUUAGGUCAUAAAACAUGGAAAGCAGUGUGUGUGUGUGUGUGUGUGUGUGUGUGUGUGUGUGUGUGUGUGCUGUAAUUUUUAUAAAUAUUAAAUCCAAGGAUUUAUAUGUACACCUAAUUUUUCAUCUGGUUAACAAGACCCUAUGGCAAAACUAUAAUCUAAAAAGGAAAUAAUUCAUUACUUUAAAACAUUUAUUUUCUAUUUAUUAAAUAAGUAUCAUUAAAUUAUUGCAUUAACUUUAAUAAAGUUAUUUUGUGGUUAAGUAUUUUUUUCGUUUCUUUCUUUUUUUUAAUUUUUUUUUUUUUUUUUAUUAAUCUGUUAUAUAAGUUGUGAAAUAUUCACUGCUAGAAGAGCAUACUCAGAAUGUUUGUAUGUUUCAUAUGGCUAGUCAUUAACAGGGCUAUCAAUUAUUGACUGCGACCUCUGGUGCUCUGCCUUAUUUUACCAUAUUGUUUGUUAUGCAGUGCGGCAGACAAAGUACUCAGAGACGAAAGUACAUUGACAGCUUGAUCUGCAGUGUCAUAUGCGUCAUAAGGCCAGUGAAACACGUAUCUCACAACUGCUUGAAGUGCACUGACCUAAAAUGUGGAGAGAAGAGGGAACAACAAAAAGCAAACAGCAAGCUUUAUCAUAAAGAACAUCUGGAGCAGUUGGGGGGUUGAAAAAAAGAGCUGUCUGCAUGUUUCAGGUCAACUACUAGAAGUGCUGCUACUCUCUUAGAGCUAUGUGAGAUGUAAUGAUAUGUGCGCACAAUGGCCAGUCAGAAUGCCAGUGGUGAUGAGCAGAUGCAACUGAUCCAAGUUGACCCCGUCCGGAGGAACAUUUCACUGGCGCUGACCCAGAUCUUUGUGUGGCCCUUCAUCUACCUCAUCUUCCUCAUGCUCUUAAUAUUCUCCAAGAAAGAGACUUUCAGAACAGAGACACGCUAUAUAUUGUUUGGUCACUCUCUCUUGGUAGACCUAAUAUUUCUUUGUCUGACAGAUUUUGUGGUGCUCUUAUCAUACAACUUUGUUUUAUUACCUCUGCAUUUCUGUAUCCCCAUAUGCAUGUUAACGGAAGCAGUUGCAGUAAGUGCACCAUUAACCAUCGGUGCCAUGUGUGUGGAGCGCUAUGUGGCCAUUUGCAUGCCUCUCCGACAUCAUGCGAUCUCCACCUCUAGAAGAGCUAUAAUGGUGAUUUUAAUGAUUUGGAUCCUGAGCUCCAUAAACCCCUUUGUUGAUAUGUUCAUUCUCAUCAGCACUGCCUCUCGUGAAUACUUGUCUCAGCUCACACACUGCCACUAUGAGAUUAUGAUUCCGGAUAAGAUUCGUCAUUUUGCUAGGGGUCUGUUGUAUAUUGUGGGGCUUGUGGCUAUUUUGAUCAUUGAAGUCUUUUGUUAUGUAAUGAUAUAUAUUGCUGCACGCGCAGCAUCUGGUGACAAGAAGUCAGCAGCAAAAGGGCAGCGAACCAUUUCCCUCCACAUCCUUCAGCUGCUUUUAUGUACUGCCGAGGUGAUGUGCCCUUACAUUGAGGCUGUAGUUAUGGAGUAUGAUAUUCAUUCAUAUCUGACUGUCCGAUUUAUAAAUUUCCUGGCAUUUAGUAUCACUUCUAGAGCAGUAAGUCCUCUUGUCUAUGGGUUCAGAGAUGAGAAAUUCUAUGCAGCCAUGGCUUACUAUAUCAGAUGCAAAAACAAUGUUAUCUCAUCUGACACUGAUAAACUAUAAUGAUUAUCUUUUUUUAAAGGAUUUUGAUCUUGCCUAAAUUCCUUUCAAAAUGUCAUGAAGUAAAAUUUGUAAUGCAUCAAAACUCAGUUUUGGUUGACCAACUACCUAAACAUCCCAUACUAAUUGAUAUAUUCUAAUAAUGAAGAUCUAGAGUUUUAAAUUGUCUGGCCAACAGCAAGAUUUGUCUUGGGAAAUGUAGUGUAUUGUUUAAGGGUGACAUCUGUUGACUUAAGUAAACGUGACUGUCAGAAUCAACUUACAAAGAUUUAGAGAGUAUUUUAUUUAGUGUAUCACAUAAUCGAUUACAAUA
Messenger RNA from Ctenopharyngodon idella (grass carp), 2188 nucleotides. RefSeq names its product odorant receptor 131-2-like. Gene Ontology annotation, molecular function: G protein-coupled receptor activity. NCBI's taxonomy places the organism in Eukaryota, Metazoa, Chordata, Actinopteri, Cypriniformes, Xenocyprididae. Gene Ontology annotation, biological process: G protein-coupled receptor signaling pathway. The transcript has 2 exons. Gene Ontology annotation, cellular component: membrane. The coding region runs from base 928 to 1878 and encodes 316 amino acids. The record is from RefSeq and is a predicted model, not a curated record.